UCACUCAUCUCUCUCUCGCUCAUCAUCAACAUGAUGAAAUACUCCAAGCUUUUCACUGUGGCUGCUGUGCUCCUGCUACUGCAGAUUCUCCUCAUCCAUGAAACGGAAGGUAAUUCGUCAGCGGAUGCAGGGGUGAAGGUGGAGGAGAAGAAAUUGUGUACUUACAAGAGCGAGAAGUUCUGGGGAGUAUGUCUGAGCGACAUAAGCUGCGCUGAUGUUUGCAAGCGCGAGGGCUUCGAAGGCGGCGACUGUCAGGGAUUCCGCCGUCGUUGCUAUUGCUACAACCAUUGCAAGUGAUCAAUUAGUUCAGCACCACAUGAGAAGUGCAUGCGUGCAAUGAUUAGUGUCUCUAGCUAUCCUUCAUAUGAAUAUCAUCAGAUUCUGUUACAUAUAUAUAUAUGUUUAUCACCAUGGUUUAAUGCCUUAAUUUGGACAAUCUUGUCUUCUUUCUUUGA
Sesamum indicum (sesame) is the source of this 455-nucleotide messenger RNA. Lineage: Eukaryota; Viridiplantae; Streptophyta; Magnoliopsida; Lamiales; Pedaliaceae. The record is from RefSeq and is a predicted model, not a curated record.